AUGACAUCGUUAUCGUCGAGCAUCCUGAUUGUUCUCUUCACAAUUCUUUUUGUUUCAAUCAAUGGAAUUUCCACUUUAGAAGUCACAGAGUCAUCCGACAUAAAGCAGUCAUCAGCCCAAGGAGUUGCUCCAACUCCAUUCCAAGUUGCCACUUCGCCCCAUCCAUUCUCCCGUCAAAUCGCUGCUCCGUCGAGAAUUCAACGUAGAUCAAUCACUCCAGUCCCAAUCCGUGCUCACCGUGUCUACCAUCACUAA
Messenger RNA from Caenorhabditis remanei, 255 nucleotides. RefSeq lists its product as uncharacterized. The coding region runs from base 1 to 255 and encodes 84 amino acids. Lineage: Eukaryota; Metazoa; Nematoda; Chromadorea; Rhabditida; Rhabditidae. The transcript has 2 exons. The record is from RefSeq and is a predicted model, not a curated record.